Molecule: messenger RNA, 585 nt
Organism: Mucor mucedo
Lineage: Eukaryota; Fungi; Mucoromycota; Mucoromycetes; Mucorales; Mucoraceae
Exons: 4
Coding region: 1-585 (194 amino acids)
Source: RefSeq, a predicted model, not a curated record
AUGGCGCCCAUACCUCAAGAACAAUUGGAUGAUACAGCCCAAGAUAUUUCAAGAGUUACAACAGUACCUGGGAGAAAACAACGUGGAUCUAUUUGCCGACAGGAACACCAAGCAGCUUUCAAGAUACGUAUCAUGGCUACCAGAGCCAGGAAGCGCGAACAACAACGCAUGCACUGUAUGGCCAUUACAAACCGCAACUGGAGACUAGCCGUAUGGAGCUUAACAUAUAAAAUGUACAGGCGUACAAGCUUAAACGAAAAUGCCCAGCAAAUAUUGAUCAGUAGACGUCUAGAGAAUAAUGCCACCAAUCGCUUCUACAGAAGAGUUCAGCUUCUGAUUAAACUAGCUGUGGUGUUCACAGUCUCUUUUAUCUCUAUCAUCCUACUCGCAUCCUCUUCUAAAUGUGAUAUGCACGCUGAUAGGUCAUACGCUGCUACAACGAUACAAGUAUUGCGGGCUUCAGUCACUCACUUGCAUAAGGAUCCCAUAUUGCUAGGGAAGAAUGAGGAGAUCAAUGCGUUUAUUACUGCUUUACUCAACCAAGCACCGGCGGUAACAUUGCAUAGACCCACUAUUAGUUCGUAG